UGCGUGUCCAAGUCUGCUGCAACUGCCACUCGCUCUUUCCAGCGAGUUACCCUAAUCCUGGGUUCAAUUUAUCCUUUCUCUGCUGCUCCCACUGCUGGCUCUCUCCCUCCAUCUCCAGAAUGGAUAUUAGAUUAAAACUGUUGGACACAGUCGAAGAACUGACAAUGGAGGAAUAUGAAAAACUUCUAUUCUUACUGGAAGAAAAGUUUAAGGAAAUGAAAAUUCCCAGGGGACAGCUAAACAACAAGUCGAAAGUGUACCUUGUUAGAACAUUAAUUAGUCACUAUCCUUACCCAAUGGCAGUCGAGGUCCUGGAAAAGGCUUUGUCAAAAAUACCUCGCAACGAUCUCCUUCCAAUCGAAAUUGGUCCACCAAAACGCAAAGCAUCAGAAGGUAAACUGGCCAAACUACAGCAAAUGCAAAGAACAAAGGAACGAAAAAUUGACUCAACACCAGAGGCAUUUGGACCUCGCAUCACAACUUUAUGGGAACUAAAAGCAAUGGAAUUAAAUGAAAUGGAAUAUCAGAGAGACAUAGCUGUCAGAGGGAAGAUUAUUGAGAAGGUGAUCCAUAAUUACGUAAACAACCAAAAGAAGAAAAUGAAGGUUUUCCACGCAAUAAUAGCAGAUGAAAAUGAUACCAUUCAAGUGAAAGUGUAUAACAGAGAACCGAAGGAAUUUUACAAAGGUGCCAACGUUCUGAUCACCAAUUUUAAGUUUUCUAAUGGGGUCAUGGAGGUGACCAAAGGCUCACAGAUCACCAAACUGUCAAAUAAUGUGAUCAAAGCAAUCAAAGAAGUGCCAGUCCUCAGUCUGAGAGAGAUCAAACAAAUGCCCAAAGGAACAUUUGUAAAUGGAUGUUUUGAGAUCACAAAGGUUUCACGCCCAGCCAAGGAAAGUGAUGUAGCCCCACUUCGUAUCACUGUAACAGAUGGCUUCGAUGAGAUUAAUGUUAUCAUAUUCAAACCACCAACAACAUUGUUCUGUGAGAUAGGAAGAGAAUUGAAGAUGCUGGGCAUUAAAGUGAAUGAGUACAAAACUGAAAUACAGCUUCUGCAUCAGUGUGAUAGCUAUGUCAAGGUGCUGUGAUAGAUGUCAGGUGGACAUCUGAGAGAGUGUGCUUUGCAUUUCACAAGCUUUCGCUUGAAGAGCUUCUAGCUAUCUUAGGUCAAUUUCUUUUGAACAGUGCUCUUUGAGCCGAACUUUGCAACAGGCAGAAAACAGGAUUUGGGUUUUCAAGUCAGGAAUCCACGUGUCAUAUGGCUAUGAUCCUUUAAUUCUGAAAAAUUAUUUUCCAACUUUCAUCUGACUGGAAAUUUUGCAAUUUGCACUGAGAGAAAACAAACCAUUUAACAGUGCAAGGUGAAGGUGAAAAAGCAAGCGAAAUACCCUCAGGGGAAUGUGAAGAGAGGGACAUUUCCUAUAAUUCAAAGAUCCAUCACAACUCCUCACCGUCUAAGGAAGAGACAUUAAAAUGCAAAGUGCUGGAUAUUGAAACAAUGACUGCCACAGUAAGAUCUACCCAAAACCCCUUGGAAAUACACAAUGGAUGAAGUAUAACAGGCCUGUCUACAGUUGCUGCGGAGAUUGGAAGUGACACAGGGAAUGUCCAGAAAGUUUUCAGCAGAGGAAACAGGCUGAAAAGCUCUGUUCUCUCCCUCUGUCCCUUUUGGAAAAAGUGUCUGUCACCCAGUUUGAGAAGUCAACAAUCAGAAACCAGCCAGCAAACCUAGGUCUCGAAAUAAUUGCCACAUCUUAUAAAUCUGACCACAUCCAUGAAACCAGCUAAUCCAAGUCAGCCAUAACAUUUAACAACCUAUGCCUCAGGGACAAGCAAAGGACACUUAAAUAUAUCUUUCCUAACCUUUUUUUUACUGGACUCUAUCUUCUCUUAUUUCUCAUACCUGUGCGAGUGACGUCACGUUUUUAUUAUUUUUUUUCUUGCAUUUGGUGGUUAAUAAACUUGCUUACUUUUACCCAA
Carcharodon carcharias (great white shark) is the source of this 1980-nucleotide messenger RNA. RefSeq names its product gamma-interferon-inducible protein 16-like. The transcript has 6 exons. Bases 120 to 1088 code for a protein of 322 amino acids. Gene Ontology annotation, molecular function: double-stranded DNA binding; protein binding. Gene Ontology annotation, biological process: regulation of apoptotic process; activation of innate immune response; cellular response to interferon-beta. The record is from RefSeq and is a predicted model, not a curated record. NCBI's taxonomy places the organism in Eukaryota, Metazoa, Chordata, Chondrichthyes, Lamniformes, Lamnidae.